Molecule: messenger RNA, 1131 nt
Organism: Schistocerca gregaria
Lineage: Eukaryota; Metazoa; Arthropoda; Insecta; Orthoptera; Acrididae
Exons: 5
Coding region: 138-932 (264 amino acids)
Molecular function (GO): N-acetyltransferase activity
Source: RefSeq, a predicted model, not a curated record
GUAGGAACAAAACACUGUCUAUUAACACACAAACUGUUACCCAAAGUUUCUCUCCUCUUUUCGUGCAAUUUCUAUGCAAAAUUCACAGUAUUUCUCCAUAAUCUGUUCAAUAGCUUCCUUGGUCAAUAAUCUGUAUUAUGGAGUCACCGAUGGAAGGCGAAGAGGAAGAAUUAUCCAAUUUUCGCCGACAGUCACUGACCGUGACAAACACUGACGAAGAAGUCAGAGAGCUUCCCGUCUUACAAAGAUUACAGUUUCCGUUAAUCUGGGCCAGGCUGAGCACUGGAAUUCGGAUACAAGAUCUCAAAGAGAAUCAGUUUACCGAUGCGAUUUCCGUUAUUAAGGCAAGUUUCUUUCAUGAGGAGGUACUCUGCAAGACAACACGCUUGGCUGAUGAUGAGAAGUCUGUGGAAGGAUACUUGGAGCACAUCCAUUACUGGAUGGAAGAUGGAGCUUCAGUAGUUGCAGUACAUGAGGGCUCUGGACUUGUUGUCGGUGUUAUGCUUGGUAUAGUCGUGAGUCGUCUCUUCCAUACAAGAACUUACAGCCGAAUAUGUCUGAUACAGGGAGAAGCACUAGAAAAACUUAUGAAAUACCAAUGGCACAUCCAUAAGAAGGCUAAUGUCUUUGAGAGGUUUAAUGUUGAUGACUAUUACCGAGUAUGUUUACUUAGCAUACUUCCAGAAUAUCGUGGCCUGGGCAUAGGAAUGGGGUUUAUGAUCACAGCAGAAAAGAUGACAAGACUCAUGGGCUUAACAGUACUGACAGGUAUCUUCACAAAUGCUUCAAGUCAAAACCUUGCUUCAAAAAUAGGAAUGGAAAAUGUGUUUGAGGUUAGGUAUAUUCAAUGGUUGGAAAACGAUGAGAUGGUGUUUCAAGAACCGGGGCCAGGAAAUUACUCAUCAAUAUUGAUGGCAAAGAAGCUAUCGUGAUGUGCUACCAUAUGCAGAGGUUUCAAAGAAAUGUAUUGAAAAUUGUGAUUUGAAAUUUAAUAUAGUCUGAUUUGUUGAUUUAAGAGAAGCCUAUGUAAAAUACUGCUUAAUAAUACUAUCUGUUUGUUUGAUAUUUAUACUUGUGCAAAAUGAAUAUGUGUGUAAAUGAGAUAAGAAAUGAUAUUUCUUUAUUGCUUCA